Messenger RNA from Drosophila teissieri, 881 nucleotides. RefSeq names its product metallo-beta-lactamase domain-containing protein 1. The transcript has a single exon. The record is from RefSeq and is a predicted model, not a curated record. The coding region runs from base 86 to 772 and encodes 228 amino acids. Lineage: Eukaryota; Metazoa; Arthropoda; Insecta; Diptera; Drosophilidae.
UCGACCAUACAACAAUCGAACUGCAUUACUAAUACCCUAAAUAAUUUCAUACGCUUAAACAAUAGCUUUAUUAAACCGUCAGACAAUGGCAUACACUGAUCCUGCACAAAGGAACCAUGUGAUCGUGCUCCAGGACGGCUACUCCCGCCAGGAAGACGGAGAUGAGUCCGCCAUGCGGGCUAACUGCACCUGCACACUGGUCCGCUGCCGGGAUGGCACAAACAUAAUCGUGGACACCAUGACAGCCUGGGAUGGAGAGCACCUGCGUUCGUUGCUGCAGCACCAAGGUCUGGGCGUCGAUGACAUCCACGUGGUGGUCUGCUCCCACGGACACUCUGACCAUAUCGGUUGCAACUACCUGUUUCAGAAGGCACGCAUGCAUUUGGUAGGCGCAUGUGCCUCGCAUCACGACCUCUACAUGGACCACCUUGGCAGUGGAAAUCCGGACGAGCAACUGGCCCUGGACUCGAAUGCCGAGGUGGUAGUGAGACGCUCGCCGGGACACACCCUCAGCUGCGUUUCCGUGAUUGUGGACAACUCCCAGCUCGGGGGACGCGUCGGUAUCACCGGAGAUCUCUUCGAGAGACGCGAGGACAUCGAGGACGAGACCAUUUGGAUGGACGCUGGAAGCGAAAACGAGAAGGUGCAGCGCAAGGAACGCAGUAAAAUUUCACAUCUUUGCGAAUUUAUUGUCCCAGGACAUGGUCCAAUGUUUCCUGUCACCCCAGCAAUGCGCUGUAAGCUAAAAGAAGACGCUGCUUCUAGCACUUAAUUUAAUAAACAUAAAAUACAUAUAUGGAUGCAUAUAUGUAUAUUAUUUUUCUUCCCCCGUUUUCUCCACUUUGCAUUCAGUAACAGAUAAACAAUGCAAAGACAUUUUU